AAGGGGAAGUUGUUUUUGUUAAUUUGGAAUAUUAUAUUUCUUUUUUAACUGUUUUAUUCUUCCAACUGCUAGUUACACGCUGAAGGACUGCAGGGUCACACAGAACAGACAGGCCAUCUGUCAGAAUAACAAUUUGAAAUUAUUUCCAAAGGACAUUCCAGCAAGUGUCACAAGUAUAGACCUGUCUGGAAACAAGAUUUCUAAACUAAGUAAAACUGAUUUAAAAGAUUUACCAAAUCUGUUACGCUUACAAGUGACACGGAACAGGAUCUCCAAAAUUGAAUUUUCCACUUUUGUGGUUCAAAUCUCUCUGAAGGUGUUAAUGUUAAACAACAACAUACUUUGUAAGCUACAGGAGGGUAUGUUUGAUGGCUUGGUCAAUCUCAUAGAAUUGUAUCUGGCUUCCAAUCAGAUCCAAACAGUAGCACCGGCCUCUUUCAAGUCUCUGAGCAAGCUUAGGAUUUUGGACCUAGGCCAUAACAAACUGCGCCACUUAACAAACGUCUUCUUACAACAUACACCACAUUUACAAAACCUGUACAUUCCAGCAAACAAAAUUUCCACUUUUCAAUCAUGGGAGCUGUCAAAUAAGUCUACAGAACUUGUUACACUUGAUUUGUCUCAGAAUGAGCUCAUGUACUUUAGGCUCACUGCAGGUAUCUUUCCCAAACUCAAAAGGUUGUUCCUUGAGGAUGGUAUAAAGAAUGGUAUUGUCUGGGAGGUGAAUGACACAUCGUACCUUAGAAAUGUGGUUAGACUAGAUGUCAGUGGGGUUCGCUCCUCAUUACAUGGACUGCAGGAAGUGCUAGAGACAUUUAACUCCUCCUCCUCACUGAGGUAUCUGCAGUUAAACCAAAUAAAUAACGGCCUGCGGGAUCUCAUCAAUAUUUCCUGCAAAUUCUCAAAGCUGAGCUAUUUUGAAAUCCGAAAUAACAGCAUCAAAGUUAUUAGAUCAGACCUGCUGCACGAUUGCACUUAUCUGAAAUUAUUAGACUUGGGGAUGAAUGAGAUAACUGAAAUCUCUAACAAUUCGUUUCAAUCUCUUAGGCUGCUUAACACUUUAAUCCUAAAGUCUAACUGUCUCACAUCUGUCCCCUAUGCUGUAAGGAAAACUCGAAUCUCAAAACUGGAUCUCAGCCACAAUAAGAUCAAUAUUCUUGGCUGUGAUGAUUUUGCCAAUAUGACCCGUCUCAGCGUUAUCUAUCUAUCCAAUAAUCCUCUCUUGGCCCUCAAGGAUUGCGUUUUCAAAGAUUUGGUCAAUUUAAAUAGAUUAAAGUUGCAAAACAGCAGCAUUCAUCAAUUAAACGGCACCUUCAAAAAUAACAAGCAGAAUCUUAAAACUCUUUCUUUGAUAAACAAUAAACUCACUGUUCUAGAUCAUGGAGAAUUUGAAGCUCUGAAAUCCCUCCAGACUUUGUCAUUAAAAGGGAAUAAAUUACAACAACUUAAGGAUGGGACUUUUUUUGGACUGUCCAGGCUUACACAUCUUAAUCUCGAAUCAAAUAAAAUAUCUGAAAUUACAAACGGUACUUUUGGUGACUUGAAAGCUUUAAAGACAUUGAAUUUGAAGAACAAUCAAAUUAAAUAUGCAUCGGUAGAGCCUAUUCUGUAUCCACCAUUUGCUGAGCUUUCACAACUAGAUACGUUGGAUAUUUCCGGUCAAAGCAGAUCUCGUAAGCGGUUAAACUUCCCUCAAAACUUUCUGCAAGGCCUGACAAAUCUGUCAAUACUCUACAUCCAUGGUAACCAUCUUACAUCCGUGCACCCAAACACCUUCAACUAUACUCCUAAUUUGAAUGUUCUUGUUAUGUCCAACAAUUUUUUAACAGACAUUCACAACAAUUUGUUUUCCCCAACUCAAAAACUAAAAGAUCUUUACAUUUCAAUGACAAUGCUGAGGUCUCUAGAUUUUCUGCUCCAUGCUAACCUCACAGAGCUGGAGAUGUUGCAGGUGGCAUAUAAUACCUUUUCUGUGAUUAGAGAACCAGUAAUGCUGUCUCUGCCAGCACUUACUUACCUGGAUAUGCAGGGUAAUGGCUUCACCUGUAACUGUGACAACGCGUGGUUCCUCCAAUGGGUAAUCACAAACGAGCAAACACAAGUAUUUGCAGCGUACAACUAUGAAUGCAGCUACCCUCCAAACCUUAAAGGUAGAAAACUGUUGCAGGUUGACGUCCGUUCUUGUAUAGUAGACAUGGACUUCAUCUGUUAUAUUUCAACGGCAUGCGCGGUCAUCAUGACCCUAGCAGUCUCCUUCACUCACCAUUUCCUACAAUGGCAUCUGGUCUACGCGUACUACCUCAUGCUGGCCUUCCUCUACAACUCAAAGAACAAGGACAAGCGUGCUCAUCAGUACGAUGCCUUCGUCUCCUACAACGCAAACGACGAGGGCUGGGUGCUGGGGGAGCUGCUGCCCAAGCUGGAGGACGAGCAGGGCUGGAGACUGUGUCUGCACCACCGAGACUUCCAGCCAGGUAAACCCAUCAUGGAAAACAUUACAGACGCCAUCUAUGGUAGCCGGAAGACCAUCUGUGUGGUCAGUCGCGAUUACCUGGAGAGUGAAUGGUGCUCCAGAGAGAUCCAGGUUGCCAGCUUCCGUCUGUUUGACGAGCAGAAGGACGUGCUGAUCCUGGUGUUCCUGGAGGACAUUCCCAUGCAGCAGCUUUCUCCGUACUACCGCAUGAGGAGGCUCCUGAAGAGACAAACCUACCUGAGCUGGUCCCGCGCAGACGCACACCCAAACCUGUUCUGGGAGAAGCUCCGGCAGGCCCUGGAGACCCAGGAGCACCCAAUGGGUGAGCAUAUACUGCUCACCAUGAAGGACGGACCCCCUGGAGAGAGACCAGACCAGUAAAAGGCUUAGAAAUGCUGGGGGGAGGGGGGGGAUUCUUCGUUUAUUCGGUUAUUCGUUUAUUCAGGUCCCCAUUAGCUGAUGCCAAAGACACCAGCUACUCUUCCUGGGGUCCACACAAGAAAACAACGUACCAAACAACAGAUAAAAAAGGAAAAGCAUAUAACAAAGAAGAAAUCAACAGAUAAAGCAAGGAUUAUACUAGAGACACCCGAGGUCUGUAUUUGGAGGGAAAGUGAAACAGUUCCCCUACCAGCUUUGUUUGUUUUUGUGCAUUGUAAAACACUUUCUUAAUCUAGUUAAUGGGUACAUUUGGUGUGGAUUUGUAUUUUUGUUCAUUGCGACAUUGAUGAAAACAUUGUCUAAUGUUUUCCAAUUUGUGCGGUUGGGCAUUUCAACUUCUGAUGAAAUCUGGGGAGAACUGACCCGAGGUUUGUCAUCGACAAUGAAGACUUCUUCUGGGUGGGAGUUCUGUUGUUUGCCAAUAGCUGAGUUUAUUAGCUCAAGUGCUAACCAAUCAUUAGCAUGCAAAGGUAUGUAAACCGCCAUCACUAUAACAAGGCUGAAGUUCCCUAAGUGUAUGAAAAGGCCUGCAUUUCAAGAUAUGUUCCGGAUCGGGUGGGCAGAAAAUGUCAGUGACACUUGUGUCUGUGUACCAAACAACGUUAUCGCUUGUUUCUUUGCGUAGCUCUAUAUCUUUAUAUUGUUUCUUUGCGUAGCUCAUAGCUCUAUAUUAUUGUAUCAAGGCCUAACUUAAAAGGGGAAACUAUGGUCAUUGUUAAUUUGAAAUUAAACUUGUUUUCUAUUCUAAAACCCAUAUCAAAGACUGCAACUUUACCAUCUGUAAAAGGUUGAGUAUUUCUAAGCCUGACUUGGCCCAUGCACAUUGUUGUGUAGUGACCCCUAGAGGGCUGCCAUGUAUAUAGCACCAUUGAUAAAAGUUUAUAUUAAUCGAAUAGUUUGUAUGAGAAUCAAGUUUUAUGAUGGAUAAGUAGGAUCAAGGAUCAAUGCAGGUUCAAUAUUAACCUAAUUUAGAAGAUGAAUCUGAAACUGCUGUUUUUCUUUAAUAUGAAUUGAAUUAUAAGUAAAAUUCUCGUUCACAGAAGAUAUUUUGUUUCUAUAUCACUGUUACGCUGCACUAGACUUUUACACCUUAAUACUAUCACUAUGCCACAUGUCAUGAUUACAUACACAUGUAUACAGUGGUGUAUAGUAACAAAGUAGCAAUACUUUGUGACUGUACUUCAGUUGUUUUUAGGGGAUUUGUACUUCAUUAUAUUUAGCAUGUACAUUUCUAGCAACUUUCACUUUUACUCAGUU
Molecule: messenger RNA, 4171 nt
Organism: Gadus chalcogrammus (walleye pollock)
Lineage: Eukaryota; Metazoa; Chordata; Actinopteri; Gadiformes; Gadidae
Product: toll-like receptor 13
Exons: 3
Coding region: 323-2854 (843 amino acids)
Biological process (GO): immune response; inflammatory response; toll-like receptor signaling pathway
Cellular component (GO): membrane
Molecular function (GO): transmembrane signaling receptor activity; protein binding
Source: RefSeq, a predicted model, not a curated record